GGAUCAUAAAUAGAUCUCGAGUCAAUCCAAAAACCCCGUUUCUUUGUUUGCCCAGAAUAAUGUAAAUAAGUUGCAAUUACUAACCCACCACCGCUUUCCAAUCAAUCGCCAAACAACACGCCCUUUUCUUCAUUUUGAAACCCCCGCCCCAUAUUUAUUUCUACAACAACCUUUUCCAUUACAAUAAUCUCUUUCCCUUCCCAUCCUUUUUCUCUUCAAUGACCUACCGCAAUGUAUUCUAUCCAUCUUUCCUUAGCUUAUAAAGGACCUCCACACACUGUAAAAAUGUAAGCAAAAGCUAGAUGUACAGGGGAGAUAUAUAUGGUUUUUUUCUUCUUCCUUCUAGAUUUUAUAUUUACAGAUAUCAUGAGAUUCCUGCUGUGUGGAAAGGCUAUAUAUAAGGAUAUGUUGCGUACGUUGGCCUAGUGGAUUCAGUUUCCUCCCUCACCAUCAUCAGCAUCAACAUCAUCAUCACAUCAUGUCUUCUUCCAAUAAACACUGGCCAAGCAUGUUCAAAUCCAAGCCUUGCAAUUCCCACAACCAAUGGCAGCAUGGCAACAACUCUUCUGUCCUGUCCACUGGAUGCCAAAGAAGCCCUUAUACUCCAGGAAAUGAAGAGAAAACUCCAGAACCAAAGUCAAGAUGGAAUCCAAAACCCGAGCAAAUUCGCAUUCUAGAAGCCAUCUUCAAUUCUGGGAUGGUGAAUCCCCCAAGGGAUGAGAUAAGGAAGAUCCGGGUGCAGUUGCAGGAGUAUGGCCAAGUUGGUGAUGCCAAUGUGUUCUAUUGGUUCCAGAAUCGCAAAUCCAGGAGCAAGAACAAGCUCCGCCACAUCCAAAACUCAAAGAACCACAACACAGAAACGCAAGCAAACUUACUUUCUCUCUCUCAAAUCAUACCACCUUCAACCUCAUCCUCUUCCUCUGACAAAUCCUCCUCAAAAGAAUUAGUGCACCCAAAUGCCAUCUCCUUUGGCUUCUCAAAUGUCAAUGAUGCACUGCCUAAUUCUCCCACUGCUUCUGUGAAUCAGACUUAUUUACAGUCUCACAACUACAAUAACACCGCUUUGCUGCCACCAGUGAUCGAGUCUUUCUCCUUUCCUUUGCACAAUAAUGGUCAAGGUGUAAUAGUUAACGAUACCAUCACAACGCAUGGGUUUUCUAUCCCUCAGUUCUCCAACAAUAUAAUGCAAUCUCAACCACAAUGUGAACCAAAGGUUGGACACAGCAGUAGUCUUUUUCUCAACGAGAUCAUGAGCCACGGAACUUUCUCAAAGAAAGACCAAGAUCAGGAAAAGGCAUUAAAAUCAAUGCACCGUCAACAACUUAGCUCCCCUCCGACUUCAUCUUCAACCACAACCGUUGCUCACGAAAUCUCAACUCUUCCAUGUCCAAUCACCCAGCUUCAAGGUGUUGGUGGUGAGGUUACAGCAGAUAGAGAAAAAUGUAUAGUUUUCAUUAACGAUGUUGCAUUUGAGGUAAUGAUGGGACCCUUCAACGUGCGCCAAGCCUUCGGAGAUGAAGCCGUGCUUAUCCACUCUUCCGGCCCUGUCCCCACCGAUGACUGGGGCAUUACCCUCCACCCACUGCAGCAUGGUGCUUACUAUUAUCUGAUAUAAGGAAGUGGAGCUGGAGAAGGAAAACGUGAUUUAGAUAUAUAAUUUUCUAUGUUUCGGUUUGGUUGUUCCCUUUUGUCCCAACAUAUAGUUAUUGUUACAGGGUUUGCAAUGUGGUUCAUAAAUGACUAGUUCAGUGCAGGUCUCAAAGUAUAGAAAUCGUGUCUUCGUUGACCAGGAUAUUUGUAUUUUCAUUCUAUGGAUAAAUUGUU
This is a messenger RNA of Vigna radiata var. radiata (mung bean), 1824 nucleotides long. RefSeq names its product WUSCHEL-related homeobox 9-like. The coding region runs from base 479 to 1615 and encodes 378 amino acids. Gene Ontology annotation, molecular function: DNA binding; DNA-binding transcription factor activity. Gene Ontology annotation, biological process: regulation of developmental process. Lineage: Eukaryota; Viridiplantae; Streptophyta; Magnoliopsida; Fabales; Fabaceae. The record is from RefSeq and is a predicted model, not a curated record. The transcript is spliced from 5 exons.